AUGGCGGCGGGCACGGCAAGGACUGCGGCGGCGGCGGCCGUGAUGGGCCUCGCGGUUGCGGUAGCGGCUGCGGCGCUUCUUUCCCCGGCCGCGGCCGCGGACUUUGACGACGAGGAGGUGACGGCGCUGGUGGUCAUCAGAGCGGCGCUGAUCGACCCGAGCGGAGUUCUCGGCGACUGGGACGACGCGACCGGAGGCGACCCGUGCGGCUGGGCCAUGGUCACCUGCAACCAGGGCAAAGUUUACGAGCUGUCUCUGAGGCAUCAAAACCUCUCCGGUACAUUGUCGCCGGCGAUCGGGAGACUCAGGUCGCUGCAAAAUCUGUAUUUGUGCAACAAUGCAAUUUCUGGCCCUAUCCCCGACACCAUAGGCAGCAUGGAGUCUCUGCGAAGUCUUGAUCUGUCAAAUAAUCAGUUCAUUGGGAAGAUCCCAAGUACACUUGGUGGUAUGGCGAACCUACUCGCUCUUAUAUCUGAUCAAAUGUACAUCAACACAUUUUCAGUUCAACAUGGCCCAGAAGUUUGGCUUGGUCAUCUUAAGCAUUUCAAGUUUAAGGAUAUAAAAAGGGCAACUAAUAACUUUUGUCGAAGAAAUAUUUUGGGGGAGGGGGGAUAUGGAAUAGUAUACAAGGGUUGUUUGCUUGAUGGCACCAUAGUUGCUGUUAAAAGAUUGAAGCAUCAUGUUUUGGAUGCCGGGGAUGAUCAGUUCCACACAGAAGUUGGAGUAAUAGGCUUGGUUGUUCAUCGCAAUCUCCUUCAUCUUACUGGAUUCUGCACUACAAAUGAUGAAAGGCUCCUUGUGUAUCCUUACAUGCCAAAUGGAACUGUUGCUUCAAAAUUACAUGAACAUGUAAAUGGGAAACCAGCGUUAGACUGGUCAAUGAGAAAGAGUAUAGCACUCAGCGUGGCACGGGGACUGCUCUAUUUGCACGAACAAUGUAAUCCUAAGAUCAUCCAUCGUGAUAUAAAAGCCUCAAAUAUUCUCCUAGAUGAACAUCUUGAAGCAGUUAUUGCGGAUUUUGGACUGGCAAAACUUGUAGAUCUUGGGGUGUCUCAUGUUAUCACAGAAGCACGUGGAACACUUGGGCGCAUACCACCGGAGUCUUUGAUGACUGGCCACUCGUCAGAUAAGUCUGAUGUUUUUGGCUUUGGAUUGCUGUUGAUCGAGUUGGUCACCGGCCGAGAGACGCUGGAGCUCCAUCAGAAUGAGUAUGAGAACGGAGGAAUUCUGGACUGGGCCAAGGAACUCCUCGAACAAAAUCAGCUAAGCUCCUUUGUGGACAUGAAGAUAAGAAACAACUAUGACAGUGUCGAGUUGGAGGAGAUGGUUCAGAUAGCGUUGCUCUGCACAAUGUACAAACCUGAGCAUCGCCCCAGGAUGUCAGAAGUUGUUAGGAUGCUGGAAGAUGGAGAUGGUGUUGCAGAGAAAUGGGAGGCCAUGAAAGAUGUUGAGGAGCUGGACCCUGACUCCCCGGGCUAUCUGUUCCCUGUUCUGGAUUACGAUGUAGAUCGAAGCUGCUCAAUUGAGUUGCAAGCCAUUGAACUCUCAGGACCAAGGUGA
This is a messenger RNA of Panicum virgatum (switchgrass), 1560 nucleotides long. RefSeq names its product protein NSP-INTERACTING KINASE 3-like. Gene Ontology annotation, molecular function: ATP binding; protein kinase activity; protein binding. Bases 1 to 1560 code for a protein of 519 amino acids. The transcript is spliced from 7 exons. The record is from RefSeq and is a predicted model, not a curated record. Gene Ontology annotation, biological process: protein phosphorylation. NCBI's taxonomy places the organism in Eukaryota, Viridiplantae, Streptophyta, Magnoliopsida, Poales, Poaceae.